AACUCCCAAAGCCCGCGUUGCCUGAAGUACCCAAGCCAAAACUACCUGAAAUGCCUAAGCCAAUGUUGCCCGAGCUACCAAAGCCAAUAGUGCCUGAACUUCCAAAGCCCAAGAUGACAGAGCCUGAGACACCAAAACCCACAGUACCUGAAGUGCCCAAGCCUGCUCAUGAGCCUGAAUUGCCCAAGCUUAAAGUUCCCGAGCUACCAAAACCCAUGGUGCCUGAAGUUCCCAAGCCCACAGUACCUGAGUUGCCAAAGCCAACACUACCAGAGAUUCCCAAGCCUACAGUUCCUGAAAUUCCCAAGCCCACAGUACCCGAGUUGCCAAAGCCAACACUACCAGAAAUUCCCAAGCCUACAGUUCCUGAAGUUCCCAAGCCCAAAUUGCCGGAGCUACCAAAACCCACAGUGCCUGAAGUGCACAAGCCAACGAUGCCCGAGCUGCCAAAGCCUACACUCCCUGAAAUGCCGAAACCUACAUUGCCUGAGUUGCCCAAGCCUGCUGUGCCGGAAGUGCCUAAGCAUUGAAGGGUCAUAUAUAUUCUAGUUUCUUGGGAUUUAUAGUGUGAUAUAUACAUUAUUUCUUUUACUAUGUUAUUUUAUGUGUUGUUUCCGUUUUGAGAUUAUUGUAUUAUGUCCAAUGUUUUAAUUUCAUGUGUAACUUUUGAGCUACCUAUAUAGUGUGAUACUUUGUUCUCUUUUGACAAUAAAUUAAAAUUUACAUAUAUUUUUACUA
Beta vulgaris subsp. vulgaris (sugar beet) is the source of this 738-nucleotide messenger RNA. Its product is annotated as protein PELPK1. The record is from RefSeq and is a predicted model, not a curated record. Lineage: Eukaryota; Viridiplantae; Streptophyta; Magnoliopsida; Caryophyllales; Amaranthaceae. The coding region runs from base 51 to 530 and encodes 159 amino acids. The transcript has 2 exons.